UGCGGCCGAAAAGCAAAAAAGACCGCGAAGAAGACCCUCGAGCUGGACCUCUCCGCCUGCUGUCUACCUUCAGGUUUAGCACCUUUGGGAUUCAUGGAAUUUGGAGGAGCUUCUUCUAGGGUCUUCCACGGUGACCAAUACCGUUGCCUCAGCCUCUCUCCAAGGAAAUUUCAAACGCGGACGGACCUCUCGGGCUUUUAUCAUCGUCGCCCUUCAAAUGUCUCUUUUCACCUUUUUACCACAAUUGCUGGCAGAGAUUGUACCUGCAAAGCCACUCUGGGAGACAGGAAAGUCUCCGCCGAUAAGGUGAAGAAUACGUCUGGACAUGAAUUUGAGCUUUCAAGUUUAACGGCUUUGUCGCCGUUGGAUGGUCGUUAUUGGGGUAAAGUUAAGGACUUGGCUCCUUAUUUGAGCGAAUAUGGUCUAAUCUACUUUCGCGUUUUGGUUGAGAUCAAAUGGUUGCUGAAGCUUUCACAAAUUCCCGAAGUCACAGAGGUUCCAAGCUUCAGUGAAGAAGCUCAGUUGCAUUUGCAAGGACUGAUUAAUGGCUUUAGCAUGAAUGAUGCCUUGGAAAUUAAAACUAUUGAAAAAGUGACAAAUCAUGAUGUAAAAGCAGUGGAAUACUUCUUGAAACAGAAAUGCCAAACACAUCCAGAGAUCGCUAAGGUGCUUGAGUUUUUUCAUUUUGCUUGCACAUCGGAAGAUAUCAACAAUCUUGCCCAUGCAUUGAUGCUGAAAGAAUCAAUGAACUGUGUCAUAUUGCCUCUAAUGGAUGAAUUGAUUAGGGAGAUAUGUAACACAGCUAAGGAUAACGCACACAUUUCAAUGCUCUCUCGCACUCAUGGGCAGCCAGCUUCACCUACAACUUUGGGGAAGGAAAUGGCAGUUUUUGCCGUCAGGUUAAGCAGAGAAAGGCGGGAUAUUUCUCAGGUUGAGAUAAUGGGGAAGUUUGCUGGUGCAGUUGGAAAUUACAAUGCACAUCUUGUUGCAUAUCCAGAUGUUAAGUGGCCUCAAAUCGCUAAAGAGUUUGUAAAAUCGCUUGGACUGAGUUUCAACCCCUACGUCACUCAGAUAGAAACUCAUGACUAUAUGGCAAAACUUUUUCAUGCAAUUAUCCAAUUCAACAAUAUAUUGAUUGACUUUGAUAGGGAUGUAUGGGGCUACGUAUCUUUGGGUUACUUUAAGCAGAUAACCAAGGCCGGGGAGAUUGGAUCUUCAACUAUGCCUCACAAAGUGAAUCCUAUAGAUUUUGAAAAUAGUGAAGGUAAUCUUGGUGUGGCCAAUGGAGGUUUAUCUCAUCUAAGCAUGAAGUUACCUAUUUCACGUUGGCAGCGUGACUUGACUGAUUCUACUGUUCUGAGGAACAUGGGUGUAGGACUAGGGCAUUCAAUUCUUGCCUACAAAAGCGCGCUACAGGGAUUGGCAAAGCUUCAGGUCAAUGAAGCUCUCUUGAAUGAGGACUUGAACCAUUCAUGGGAGGUGCUGGCUGAACCAAUACAGACUGUUAUGCGGAGAUAUGGUGUUCCGGAACCAUAUGAGAAGCUAAAGGAACUAACAAGAGGGAGAGCAGUUACUCAAGAAAGCAUAACCGAGUUUAUUGAAGGCUUAGAAUUACCUAAAGAAGCAAAGACCAAUCUGUUGAAGUUAACACCACAUACGUAUGUUGGAGCAGCUGUUGAAUUGGCCAGGACUGUAGACUUGGCCGUUAAUAUGGUGAAUGGUACGAAAGUCUUUGAAACGCAUAGUUGAGCAAGUUCAGCAAGAAAUAUUUGUUGCUGAGACUUCUAAUAGGGCGUUAUUGCACCACCAGCUUGAUCGUUUGUUUAUCUUUUUGGAAGAGUGAAUGGGCAAUUUUUCAUCGGAUGAAAGAGUGUGGACUGUAACUGAAAAUGACUGUAUCUCACGUAUUCGAUUGAUCGAGGGGAAUACAUUUUAUAGACAAUUUUACAUCUCA
Molecule: messenger RNA, 1954 nt
Organism: Juglans regia (Persian walnut)
Lineage: Eukaryota; Viridiplantae; Streptophyta; Magnoliopsida; Fagales; Juglandaceae
Product: adenylosuccinate lyase-like
Exons: 10
Coding region: 94-1749 (551 amino acids)
Biological process (GO): IMP biosynthetic process
Molecular function (GO): N6-(1,2-dicarboxyethyl)AMP AMP-lyase (fumarate-forming) activity
Source: RefSeq, a predicted model, not a curated record